AUGGAAUUAUCGGCAAUGAAACCUUACCUGGUAAGUCUACCUGGUGAUUUCUUUACCACAUAUCAAUUCUAUCGUGGUCCAGUACUGGGCAGUGGAAUGAGUGGCGAAGUUGUGCUAGCCACCUCACUUCUAUCCCCUAAACAUAAGAGAGCAGUGAAGAUAUUGUCAUUGCUGACUACUGAUGGAGGCAUCGAAAACACGAGGUUAUUUAAUAGAGAGGUCAACAUUUUACAAGGACUGUCUCAUCCACACAUCGUACAACAUACUAUUUCUGUCCGUUGUCCUGAGUACUUGGCCAUUUGUACUCACUACUACCCUAAUGGAACGCUGACCUCCAAGCUGGACACCAUGACCCCGGAGUUGUGUCUCAAGUACUUCAUCCAGAUGACGUGUGUUGUGCGUUAUCUCAAUGUUAAACAGAGAAUAGUACACAGCGAUAUCAAGCCGGACAAUAUUUUCAUCAACGCCAACAGCGACCCAGUUCUUGGAGAUUUUGGAUUAUCAUUUUCCAUUCCCCCAGGCCACACCAAGAUCUCAACGAAAAAUAUUGGUGGCACCAUGUGUUUCUCUGCUCCAGAAAUAGAGCGCUGCUCAUAUGUUGAUCCUCACAAGCUAGACAUGUACUCUCUAGGCGUGGUUCUCUGGUGCAUGAUGUACCAGUCUGAGCCACUAUCAGACAGAGUCUACGAGUGUCUCGACGACUCCAAUUUGCUGUUUACUGCUCCUGACCCCCACGGUUGGUGCUUGAUUAGUACCGUAGAAGAUGACCCAGACAUAAGAAGUACAGCGGCAUCAAUGCUGAUCAACAUGCACGGCUGCGAUAUCCACAGGGACCUCAUUGACAAACUGUAA
This is a messenger RNA of Candidula unifasciata, 852 nucleotides long. The record is from the annotation of a GenBank genome assembly. Lineage: Eukaryota; Metazoa; Mollusca; Gastropoda; Stylommatophora; Geomitridae.